This is a messenger RNA of Oldenlandia corymbosa var. corymbosa, 1212 nucleotides long. The record is from the annotation of a GenBank genome assembly. Lineage: Eukaryota; Viridiplantae; Streptophyta; Magnoliopsida; Gentianales; Rubiaceae.
AUGCCUCCUAAACCAACCAGUGGAAGGAAUCAACAAGUAGAGGAGCCCGAAGCUGCCUCUAGCAAUCCAGCCAUGGAUGAUAUACAAAGAACCUUGAACCAACUUGUUGGUAGCAUGAGAGAGUUGUUUGAUGCAAAUAGAGAAAUUAGAGAGGAGAUGCACACUUUGAAGGAAGAAGUGCAAGUAAAUAGACCCCGAGGAGGAAGAGAUCAUCAAGCCAUUUUAGAGGAGGAAGAUGAAGAAGAACUUGAACCACCUAGAAGGAGGAAUCAAGAUAGAAGGCGAGAAACCGAAGAUGGCAAGAUAAAACACCAACUUCCGGAGUUUCUUGGCAAGGCUGAUCCGGAUCUCUAUUUGGAGUGGGAAACCAAUGUAGACAAGGUGUUUUCUUUGCACAAUUAUUCGGAGCAAUACAAGGUUGGAGCUGCCAUUGCAGAGUUUAGACAAAAUGCUAACACUUGGUGGCUAGAUGUGAUGAGAAGAAGGCGUAGAGAUGGUGAAGGAGAAGUCACAACUUGGCGGGAGCUAAAGCGUUUGAUGAGAGCUACUUAUGUCCCAAAAACCUACCAAAAGAAGCUAAGAAGUGAACUCCAAGACUUAAGGCAAGGUACUCGUUCUUGUAUGGAAUUUUAUUAUGAACUAAUUGCCUUACGUUCUAAGCUUCAGAUUGAUGAAAGUGAUGAUGCAAUGGAGGCACGGUUUAUAAGGGGUUUAAAUAGGAAUAUUAGAGACCAAGCGGAGAUUGAAGCAAUGAAAUGCAAUUCAUUAGAAGAAGUUGUUGCUUUUGCUGAUUUGAUUGAGAAACACUUGAAGGAGAAAGAGAGCCGUUCUAGGUUCACUCCGGGAGGCUCAACCAGCAAACCAACACCACCAAAGAAGCCAAUGCCGAGUUCUUCCACCAGUCAACCCAAGAUAGUUGUCAAGCCAACCGUGAAUAACCUACCAAAGAAGGUGAUCACUCCACCUCAAGGACAAGAAAGAAGAGUUCAGUGUUUCAAAUGUAAAGGGUGGGGACAUUAUGCUAAAGAUUGUGUGAAUCAAAGGGUGAUGCAUUUUAUUGAAGAUGGAGAGAUUUUUAGCGAAGAUGAGGAAUCUGCCUUAGAAGCCGAAAGGGAGCAAUCUUCAUUACCAUUUAUUGAGACCGAAUAUGUUACAUAUUCAAGCGAUGAAGAAGCCAAAGAGGGAGAGAGAAAAGGCAUGAAGGUGAGUUGA